CCCAACGGUAUGACCCGCGCGGGCUGGCCCGGUGGGCAGCGGCGGGGAAGCUGAUGGACAGCGCGGCCCGCUGAGAGAAGGCGCACACCGCGAGGGCUGCCGGCUGGCGCUGCACAUGGACCGCGCGGCAGGCGCACGGGCCAGGGCCCGGAUGCCAGCCUCGCUGGGGACCCGCAUCGGUCUGCUCCUUGCGCUCCUUGGACUCAGCCACGCAGCCACGGAGAAAAUCUAUAAUGGCACGGAGUGUGUCCCUCACUCCCAGCCCUGGCAGGUGGGGCUGUUUGAGGGAGCCAACCUGCGCUGUGGGGGUGUCCUCAUCGACCGCAGGUGGGUGCUCACGGCCGCCCACUGCACCGGCAGCAGGUACUGGGUGCGUCUGGGGGAACACAGCCUCAGCCAGCUCGACUGGACCGAACAGAUCCGACGCAGCGGCUUCUCCCUGACCCACCCCAGCUACCAGGGAGCGUCCCAGAGCUAUAACCACGACAUCCGGCUGCUGCGUCUGGGCACCCCAGCCCGCCUGACCAGCAGCGUUCAGACCCUGCCCCUGGCCAGCAACUGUGUGGCCGCCGGCACUGAGUGUCACAUCUCAGGCUGGGGCACCACCAACCGGCCCUGGAGCCCAUUCCCUGAUCGGCUCCAGUGCCUCAACCUGUCCAUCGUCUCCAGAGACACCUGCCAGGCUGUGUUCCCGGGGAGAAUCACCGAGAAUAUGGUGUGUGCUGGCGGCAUUGCAGGGGCCGAUGCCUGCCAGGGAGACUCCGGGGGCCCCUUGGUGUGCGGGGGCGUCCUGCAGGGUCUGGUGUCCUGGGGCUCCGUGGGGCCUUGCGGGCAGAAGGGCAUCCCAGGAGUCUACACCAAUAUAUGCAAAUAUGUGGAUUGGAUCCGGACAGUCAUGAGGAACAACUGAGCUGCUCUCUGGUGUCCAGCACGCAUUCCGAGGGCCACUCCAGCUCCUCCGGCAUCACCACACUUCCUCUUCUUGGCCUGGGGAUCUUCUUCUGAACCCCUACCCCGCCUCCAGGAAGCCCCUUAAGACCCCAGUUGGGAAAGGAACAAGUGUG
Molecule: messenger RNA, 1064 nt
Organism: Sorex araneus (European shrew)
Lineage: Eukaryota; Metazoa; Chordata; Mammalia; Eulipotyphla; Soricidae
Gene: KLK12
Product: kallikrein related peptidase 12
Exons: 6
Coding region: 116-910 (264 amino acids)
Biological process (GO): proteolysis
Molecular function (GO): serine-type endopeptidase activity
Source: RefSeq, a predicted model, not a curated record